AUGUCCAUACGGUACGACUCUACUGAGCGUCGUCUAAGACAUGUCACAGGAAUCUAUUUGAGAAACCUAUCCACAGACUCAUCAAUUGAUGGCCAACAACGAAGAAAAUCGUCAACUACAACACCAACCACCCCAACAAAGGCAAGCAGAAACACAAAAGAACAGAUCAUAGGGUUCGAAACACCAUUAGAAAGACAACUUCAUCUUCAAAAGCUUAAUAAUGAAAAAUUCCUUAAUGUAUUUUGUUCAUUGCAUUUCCUCAAUGACAAAGAUGAAAACCAAUGCUUUUAUGUCAGUGAAGUUAGAGACAGGUCAUUGAAUGCUGAUUUUCAAGAGUUUAGUUUAUCAUCUUUGAAAAAUUCCAAAGAUCAACAAUUUACAUUGAAAGUUUGGUCCAGUAAUUACAGGAAUCCAGAUUCAUGGAAACUACUUAUAGACAUUGAUGCAAGACUCCCCAAUUUGCUGUACAUAAACAAAACUAUGGAUUUGAUCAACAUAGACACAAAAAAUAGCAUAUUUAUUUCCCUAUAUGAUGGUGUUUAUUUGCUACCCAAUGAAGAAUUCAACCUGAAUGAAUAUCUCCACCUUGCAUCAAACUCAACACAGCUAGGUAAUGAAUCAAAGCUGAAAGUUGUAUCAUUCACUUAUGAUUUGGUGUUAAAAUUAUCAAAGCAGAUAGAAGAAACAUUAGAAGACUCACAAAGCAUAGAUACAUUUAAAAUUGAAAAAAUUAAAGCUGCUAUAGAGAAACAAAAAGAACUCAAUAAACAGAGGAGACAAAAGUUGGAAGAAUUAAAAAAGGAGAAGGCUAAAAAAUUGAAAGAAAUAGAAAAAAGGCAAUCUCGAAGCACUAUAUCCUCAGAAGAGUUUAUCAAGAUGAAGGAAGAAUUUAGUUCAUCAUUGAUCAAGCAUGAGAAUGUCUUGCAAGAAUUAUUAAUUGAACGAGCAAAAGUUACUAAAAUAGUUGCAAAGAUCUUUCCUAGAGACGAUAUUCGUGAAUGGCUAAAUGUUCGAGAUUUUGAAAUUCUACCUGAACAAUUAAGUCAAAAUGAGUUGACAAAACUAAUCAAUACAAAUGAUAAAGUUGUUAUUGAGCAGAUAAAUGCAAGUUUUGGAUAUUUGUGCCAAAUUGUUUAUUUGUUAUCUCAUUAUUUGGCAAUCCCAUUAAAGUAUCAAGUUCAACCAUUUGGAAGUACAUCAUACAUCAUUGACAAGAUUAAUUUCAGUAUGGGGUCAUGUUAUUGA
Molecule: messenger RNA, 1245 nt
Organism: Hansenula anomala
Lineage: Eukaryota; Fungi; Ascomycota; Saccharomycetes; Phaffomycetales; Wickerhamomycetaceae
Exons: 4
Coding region: 1-1245 (414 amino acids)
Biological process (GO): SNARE complex assembly
Cellular component (GO): lytic vacuole; endosome
Molecular function (GO): SNARE binding
Source: RefSeq, a predicted model, not a curated record